AUGAAGCAUGAAAAGAAUGCUGAAAAGAAUGCUGAAAAGAAUGCCUUGCCAGUGAAGCAUGGUUGUGGCUCUGUGACAAUCUGGGGCUGCUUUGCUGCCUUUGGCAUUAAAAACCUGCAGGCAUGUGAAGGGGAAAAUGAAUUUGAUCAAAGACCCAUCAUUUUCCUUUCUUACAAACUUCCUGACUUACUAAUACUCCUGGACAUGGGGACAGCUGUAAACAACACCAGCACUGCUGUGUUGGCCAAUGCUUCAUUUACACUUUCCUCCCCAUACUCCGAGACUCCUGUGUCCUCUAAUGAUACACUCAUGACAUCUAUACUGGGCACAAUUCUUGCUGCAAUGUUCCUGGUUGGUACUGCUGGCAAUGUGUACACUCUGGUGGUCAUGAACGUUGCAGUGCGAGUGACCAGCAACAUGUACGUCUACAUCGUGAACCUGGCUUUGGCAGACCUUCUCUACCUGUGCACAAUUCCAUUUGUAGUGUGCACCUACUUUGCCAAGGACUGGUACUUCGGAGAGAUCGGCUGCCGUGUACUUUUCAGCCUCGACUUCCUAACCAUGCACGCCAGCAUCUUUAUGCUGACUGUGAUGAGCACUGAGCGCUAUGUGGCUGUGCUCAGACCACUGGACACCUUUGCCCGGUCCAGACGUUAUCGGUGGGGUGUCACCUGUGCAAUAUGGCUUAUCUCUUUUGCCCUUGCGCUCCCAACCAUGAUCAUGAUAGAGCUCAAGACAACCAUACAAGAUGGUAUUGAGAAGAAUAUGUGCCACCCAACUUGGCAAAUGGCAGCAUACAAGGUUUACCUGACUGUCCUCUUUAACACCUGCAUCUUGGCUCCAGGAUGUAUCAUUGGAUACCUGUAUCUCAAGCUGGUUGUAACGUACUGGACAAGCCAAUCCACAGUGUUCUCCUCCAAAGCAAGAAGUGGGUUGAACUGUCAGAACAAACAGAAAGUACUCUACAUGAUUUUUGGUAUAGUUCUUACUUACUGGGCAUGCUUUAUACCAUUUUGGCUAUGGCAGCUGCUUAGUAUCUAUUACUUUGGGGCUGGGACGCUCUCUCAAAGAACACUGGUGUAUGUAAACUUCAUUGUGACUUGCCUGGCUUACAGCAACAGCUGCAUCAACCCUUUUCUCUACACACUGCUGACCAGAAAUUAUCAGGAGUAUUUAAGAGACAAGCAAAAGAGUGGCAUGGGGUUUAAAAAGAGGUUUCAACUUUCUGUAUUGUCUGUGUCUGUGUCAUCUGGAAGUCACCAGUUUACAAACACUUUGGGCAGUGCCCCCGAAAUUGGGGUUCUGGUUGCCGACAGUAAUCUUUGA
Molecule: messenger RNA, 1326 nt
Organism: Trichomycterus rosablanca
Lineage: Eukaryota; Metazoa; Chordata; Actinopteri; Siluriformes; Trichomycteridae
Gene: uts2r5
Product: urotensin-2 receptor 5
Exons: 2
Coding region: 1-1326 (441 amino acids)
Biological process (GO): blood vessel diameter maintenance; regulation of blood pressure; neuropeptide signaling pathway
Cellular component (GO): plasma membrane
Molecular function (GO): urotensin II receptor activity
Source: RefSeq, a predicted model, not a curated record